CAAAAAGUACACGGACCUGUAACAAAUAAUCAAACUUUAUUUUGAUUCGAACUUUGGCUCAAACUGUGUGAAAACCGACCAACAGCUGGAGGCGUAGCAAGCCACACUAUUGAGCUGCCACUGUCUGGUCUCCCUACAUAUGCUGCAUUUAAAACAACUGGGUACUCGGGAAAAAAAUACCAUGUCAAAUCAUGACGUCAGUGAUCUUCUGGUCGGAGCUCUAGACAGAGGCCCGAGCUCCCGAGUUUGAUGACUGUUCAAAUCGAUAUUUCCCAGUCGGAGCUAUUCUUUUCCCCCGAGUUCCCAGUUAUUUUGAACGCUCCGAACUCGGAGAUUUCCUAGUUCCCCGUUGUUUUGAACGCGGCAUUAACAUGACCACCACUGUGCACAGCAAGCAACUGUAGAAUUCAACAUGGCUGCCUUUCACGGUCAGUAAGGGAGUUAUUUUCAAGUCAGAAGCGGAUAGUUAGCGUUUCACUAUCUAAAUCCAGAGAGAAAUACAUUUUCGUAGCCCGGGCCUCUCAAGCAGACCGCGAUGGCUCAGUGCGUACAGUCGGUGCAGGAAUUCAUCCAGGACUCGUUUGUCCCGAUGGUGGCGGUCCUGUGCAGCGAAGAUGCGGAGAAAGUGACUCGUAAAAACAACCUGAAUUUCUCGGAGCUGCUAAGGCCCUUCUGCCGGUUAACAUCCGAAGGUCACAUGAGGGAUCCCAGCAACCAGGUGCAGGUGGUGAAGAACCUUCGCAUCAGUGUCAACAACGUGGUGACACGCCCUUCUGUCCCUUCCUCCGGCGUCCCUGGCCAUGCCCACCGACGGCUGCUCAGCGAGGUGGUGUUGACAUGCCAACCGGCUGAGGGUGGUGUUGCCAAUGUCAUUACUGCUGGUGACUAUGAUCUCAAUAUUAGUGAUCGCUCUCUUAAAGCUAGCGUCCCCUGGUACAGUGACUGGAGGGACACACUAACGGAACUCAGCACCUCCAAGCACUACACAGCCACGACUCCCUGGUUUGAGGCGUACAGAGAGAGCUUCCUCCAGUCCAUGCCUGCCUCCGACCAUGAGUUCCUCAACCACUACCUCGCCUGUCUUUUGGUGGUGUCGUCCAGUGAGGCUGUACCAGUGGAGAAGUUCCUCAAGCUGUCUCAGGAGCAGCACAGGAUCCAGCACAGCGGCGAGUACACCAACCCCAAGUGGUUCAUCCCCAACACACUCAAGUACUAUGUCCUACUUCACGACAUGAGCCAGGGAGACGAACAGAGGGCUGACUCUGUGUAUGAGGAUAUGAAGCAGAGGUAUGGUGCUCAGGGUUGUUACCUGUUGAAGGUCAACUCUCGUACGGCGGCAGCGGGAGCAGACGAACAGAUCCCAGACCCAUGGAGCCAGUACCUUCACAAGAGUAGCCUGCAAAGCCAGGAUCAGUAUGAGGAUCCAGCCCCUGUAGUGGUGAACAACACGGCUGUAGAGAACAACGUAGGAGGAACAUCCGAGGUGGAUGGACACGACUCGGAAGAGAAAGAUGGAGUCUUGGUCAACAGUCUGGACAACACCCAUCCCCUCCAGCUGGAUACACCCAGUGACACGCCCGGUAGCCUCGACGCUCUCAGGGCCGUCGCCGUGGAAACCAAGCCACCGCCCCUCGCCACGGGAGUGGCAGCGGCCACCAGCCAUGGGGCGUGCCUCACGCUGAACGACCACGACCGCAUCAGACUGUUCAUCCAGGAGUUUACCUUCAGGGGACUACUGCCUCACAUAGAGAAGAACAUCAGACAGCUCAAUGACCAGCUGGUCUCCAGGAAAGGCUUGAGUCGCUCUCUUUUCUCUGCCACUAAGAAGUGGUUUGGAGGAGGGAAAGUUCCAGAGAAGAGUAUCGCUGAACUGAAGAACACUUCUGGCCUCCUCUAUCCCCCAGAAGCCCCUGAGCUGCAGAUCAGGAAGAUGGCUGACCUUUGUUUCCUGGUUCAGCUCUAUGACCUGGCGUACAGCUGCUACCACACGGCCAAGAAGGAUUUCCUCUCUGACCAGGCCAUGCUCUAUGCCGCUGGGGCACUGGAGAUGGCAGCAGUGUCUGCGUUUCUUCAAGUUGGAGCUCCAAGGCCGUAUCCAGCACACUACAUGGACACGGCAAUACAGACCUACAGAGAUGUGUCCAAGAACAUGGUUCUAGCUGAACGUUGUGCUCUGCUCAGUGCUGAGGUACUGAAGAGUCAGGCCAAGUACUCUGAUGCUGCUACCCUCCUCAUCAAGAUGACCAGUGAGGACUCUGACCUGCGUUCUGCCCUCCUAUUGGAGCAGGCAGCCCACUGUUUUAUUAACAUGCGGAACCCCAUGGUCAGGAAGUUUGCCUUCCACAUGAUCCUGGCAGGACACCGCUUCAGCAAGGCAGGGCAGAAGCGCCAUGCGUUGCGGUGUUACUGCCAGGCCAUGCAGGUGUAUAAGGGUAAAGGCUGGUCCCUGGCUGAGGACCAUAUCAACUUCACUAUUGGCCGCCAGUCCUUCACCCUGCGCCAACCAGAGAACGCUGUCACAGCUUUCAGACACAUCCUCACCAAUGACAGCCAGCAGACCUCCACACAGCAGGGAGCAUUCCUCCGGGAAUACCUCUACGUCUACAAGAAUGUUACGGGGGCAUGUGAGGUGGCGCUACCCCAGCUGCCCCUACCCUGCAUCAACAGCUCUGCCACCAGGGUCUACUUCGGCCAUGAACGCCGCCUGGCAGAGGGUGAGAAGCAGGCAGCCACCCACGUGUCCUUGGACCAGGAGUUUGACCGGGACCUAGCUGCCAUGUGGCAGGACCUCGAGGAAAAGGUGGUUGCCGCCGCAAAACGUGGGGUCGUUCCAGCAACGUUUCAAUCCACCCAGUGCUGCCUGAACAGUCAGACGGACAACCUCCGCUUCCCGCUUGCUGUUGUGGAGGAACCCAUCAUAGUUGAGGUGGUGUUCCGGAAUCCUCUAAAGGUUCCACUGGUUCUCUCUGACCUCUCGCUGCUCUGGAAGUUUACACUCAAAGACUUCAAUCGACCGCAACCGCAGGAAGACUCGGUCGGAGAUGCUGUGCCCAUCAGCAACGAGAAGGAGGCCAGCGUUCCGAGGACUUCACAGAAAGAUGAUGUCAUUGCCACAGAAGUCAUCCCAGAGUUCUACCUGAGCCCUGAGGAGACUAAAUUGGCUCGUCUGAAGCUGCUGCCCCACCAGACAGGUCAGCUCAACAUCCUGGGUCUAGUCUAUAAUCUGGCCUCCACCUCCUCUACUGGAGACACUACUAUCAACAGCACCGCAGCUUCACAGACCGAAGGUCCCUCAGCGGCAGAGGGGACAUCAGUUCGUGGUCGACAGGACCUAGAGAUCCAGGGACCGCGGUUGAACCAGACCAAAGAGGAGAAGACCUCAGUCAGCCACGGUCCUGACCGACGUCUUGACCCCACCAUCACCCCUCCCAUGCCCCUGCUAGAGGUAUUCUUCCUCCAGUUCCCUACUGCCCUGCUAUGUGGUGAGAUCAGAAAGGCUUACGUGGAGUUCUGUAACAUGAGUCGCGUUACCCUGUGUGGCCUGCGGGUGGCGUCCACGCACCCAGACUUUUUUACCUUUGGAAGCUCCUCCUUAGCCACACCUCUCACCCCCCUCAGCCCCACCUCUUUUGAAAACUGCUCCGCCUACAAGACCCUGGCCACACCCCCUGGCGCCACGCCCGGGUCUGUUGCUGCGGUGACACUGGUUUCAGAGGGGGACUUUGGGUCUGGGACAGGGUUGAGGGGAGGAGGAGUGUCCGGUGCGGGUAAAGGGAUAACGGAGAUCCCUCUAGGAGAGGGGACACUAAAGCCUGGAGAAUCUACCCAGCUGCCCAUGUGGCUGAGAGGACCGGACCAGGAAGGAGUCCACGAGAUCCACUUCCUGUUCUACUACGAGAGUGCCGAGAAGGGAGGCAAGAUCAGUCACAGGGUGUUGCGUCACACUGUAUUUAUUUGUGCGAGUCGUUCGCUGUCUGUUCGGGCCACAGCUUGUCGUAGUAACACACUACCUGAGGAGGAGGAGGAGAGGAACGGCAGCAUGCUGGUCUUUGUUGACGUGGAGAACAUCAAUUCGAGCGAGGCUGGGGUGCGUGAGUUUCACAUUGCACAGGUCUCUAGCAGCAGUAAACAGUGGAGACUACACAAGUGUAUAAACCCAGCAGAAGACAAAGACUGCAAACUCACCAGCAGAGAGAGAGGAAAGCUGUGCUUCAGAGCAACACGAUGCAAACCCCUGCAAGUUACCUUGAAGGCAGCAGAGAAAUACACAUUUGCAGACCUGAGCCUUGGGAAUGAACUGAUCAUCACCUCCACCACUCCAUGUGCAGAUUUCUUCUUCCGGAGGUGUCAGCCCUUGGAGUCUCUGAGACCUCCCGUUGCCAUGGAGACACAGGGGAGACAUUCCAGGAGUCAGGGGGUGGGGCAUGGGGGCGGGGACAAGGAUAUAGCGGGCGUGGUCAGGAAGUGUAAUGAGGUGGACCUCGACAUCAUCAUCCUCUGGAAGGCAUUUGUUGUUGAGGACAACAAGCAGGUGAUCCUAGAGGGACAGCUUCAUGUGGCCCUACAGACCAUCGACAAAGAGGCCUGCUCUUUGACACAGAAAGAGGAGGCUCAGGAGAUGGUGCUGCUGAAGUUUAAACCGGAGCUGCCGCCUCCAAUGACACGGCCCUCUAUGGAACAACUCUCCCACCUCAUCAAGACCAACCUGCAGUACCCAGAGAGCUACAGCCAUCCCUUCAAUCAGAAGAGUCUGUGUAUGGUUCCAGUCACUUUGACUCUGUCUAACUGCUCCCUGGCUCAAGUUGAUGUCAUCAUUGACCUACGCCACAAAGCUACAAGCCCUGAGUCUCUCGAGGUGCAUGGUUCGUUUACAUGGCUGGGCCAGACACAAUUCAAAAUGCAGUUGGGGGCACAAGAAGUGAUGCGAGUGCAGCUGCGAGCCUGCUUCCUGCAUGCGGGCGUCUAUAAUCUGGGAACGCCACGGGUCUUUGCCAAACUGGCGGACCAGGGAGCCAUGUGUGAGACCAGCCAGCAGACGGCCACGCCAGCACUCAUCAUCAUCAUCAACAGCACCUGAACAUUGUCCCGCCCCAUCAUCAAUAGCCAAUUAACCAUCUGUCAAUCAUCACUAGCAAGGCUCCAGAAUCCCCCAUUGGUUGGCAACAACAGGGUUGAGAGAAGCACCCAGCAAGAAAUAUCUUCCACAUCCCAUCUUUCCACCCAGUUUCAAAUCACCCACUCUACUCCCCGCCCUAAAAAGUUGACACAGUUUUCCAAUUAUGUAAAAACAAAAUAGAAUGUUCUAGUUAAAUUGUGCAUCAGUUCAGCUUGUAACCACUUUGAUGGUCUGACUUAACUAUUUUAUGUCCCAGCAACAAAGCAAAACAUCAUGGAUUUACAUGUGGAAGAAGGAACUAUUUUCUCUCUCUGCAUAUGAGUCUAUCAUCUCAGUGGAGGCGCGUGAAAGGGAAGGACACAGAACAGACAAAGACAUUCUAAGCAAAGACAAUGACCUGUCUCCUAUGGUAACGGUGGCAUCUGUCUGCCGCCAGAGAUUUUUAUUUUAUUUUUACUGUUGAAAAAAGAAUCACAGGUUGUUGUUGAGAUAUCACAGUAGUGAUUGCAUUGUUUACUUCCUGGAUUAACCUGGAUGAGGAAGUAGAAAGAACUGCCCCACAUGGACCAGACUGUCGGCACAUCACAAACCCUUCAGAAUAUGAACCAGAGGUUGACCACUAUACUAUGAUGAACGAAUCCUUUGACUGACAGGCCCUGAUGCUGCCUGCCCCACCUGUCUGUAGUCCAUCUGGAUUUUCUGUGCUGUCAGUCCCCACGAGCACACACGUAAUUUUCUACAAAACAAACUAAUGAAUCAAUCAAAUCAAAAUGUUCCCUGUACUUCUCCCUCAUUGGACCUCCUCCACCUUGUGAUCAAGCUGUUAUUUAAAUGUAUGUAUUUACUCAACUGCUUUUCAGAUGAAAAUGAUGUAUUAUAUUUAUAACAAAUUUACUGUAAAUAGAAAUAAAACGUAACCAAUGAUA
Oncorhynchus mykiss (rainbow trout) is the source of this 6042-nucleotide messenger RNA. Its product is annotated as trafficking protein particle complex subunit 8. Gene Ontology annotation, cellular component: TRAPPIII protein complex. The record is from RefSeq and is a predicted model, not a curated record. Gene Ontology annotation, molecular function: protein binding. NCBI's taxonomy places the organism in Eukaryota, Metazoa, Chordata, Actinopteri, Salmoniformes, Salmonidae.